AGCAGGUCGGGUUGGUCAAUAUUUCACUGGAUGUGAAAAUAGUCCAUCAUGGGGCACCAUGUAUACACAUACACACUCAUUCAUACCAAUAGGCAAUUUACUGUAGUCAUUCCCCUGGCAUUCUUUUGGGACAGUAGUAGGAACAAAUUCUGUGCAAGACAAGAAAACAAGCUCAGGAUCAAACUUUGAACCUUGAAGCUUUAAAGCAGCAUUUCUUACCCAGUGAACCUUGUCCCUCCUCCACCUCUCAGAAAAGAAUGUAAAGAUAUUUUGAUUGCAAAACUGAACCUUGAAUACUGACGGCUUAAGAUCUAGCAAUAGGACUGUAGUUAGAACAGACCCUUGACUCUAAACCAUACACUGAAGUAUUUGAGUUUGAAACCAUAUAAUUCCAGAAGACUUUACCCUAUUAUAUAAUAUUAGACUUUCAGAGUGUGUGACACCCUUGAUAAUACGUGACUUGGCAUUUCUUAUGCACGCUCCACAGACCAUUUACUAAACGUGACUGGGAAUCGAGGGGCCUGGCUUGAAUUUUUUCUUUUUUAUUAAGCUUGGCCAACUGCGUUUAGCCUACAACUGUUUUGGACAAUGACAUUCAUACCUGUGGUUGACUUCGAUGUCUACAAACUUGGUACCAGCGAUGUCACUGACAAGAACUUGCAAGUAUUAGGCAAAGAAAUUCGAAAGGCCUUCACUGAAGUGGGGUUUGUGUAUCUCAAAAACACUGGAAUAGAUCAAAAAGAGGUGGAUCGUGUCAUGGACAUUUCUAAGAAAUUCUUCCUGCUUCCUGAAGAACAGAAAAAGCCCUUCAGUAGGGGCAGUUACGCAAAUAACGGCAAUCACGGUUGGGUGUCCUCAGAAACAGAAAGUUUAAAUCCUCGACGUCCAGGUGACUUGAAGGAGGCCUUUAAUACUACAUCCCUGCACCCUGACAUUAAAUGGCCCUCCGAUGGUUGUGAUGGCUUUCGUGAUAUCAAAGUCGACUUUUUCCUACGCUGUAAGGAGCUGUCUCUCCGUGUACUGAGGGUCAUGGCUCUAAGUUUAGACCUGGAUUCAGAGGUUUUUCUAAAAGCACACUGCCACCUUGGUAGUGAUAAUAAUGGCACGACCCUGCGCUCUCUGUAUUACGCUCCGGUGAAGACUGAGAGUGUGAAGAUAGAUCAGAUCCGCUGUGGUGAGCACUCAGACUAUGGCAGCAUCACUCUAGUCUUCCAGAGCCAACAGGAAGGCCUGCAGGUAUUAAAUCGCAAAGGUGAGUUUAUCUCAGCUCCAAGUAUCCCUGGAACAGUGCUGAUCAACAUUGCAGAUAUGAUGCAGAGGUGGACCAGUGACGUGUUUGUGUCUGCUGUCCACAGAGUUCUACUACCUCCUGUGUGUGACUCAAGUGCAAGGCAGUCGUUGGUGUUCUUUGUGCAGCCGGAUGAUGAUGCCAUCAUUACGUGUUGUGAUGGCUCAAACAAAUAUCCUCCAGUGAAAUCGCUGGAUUAUCUCCUGUCAAGAUUCAACGACACUUAUGGCAGGAAAUAGAA
Messenger RNA from Hemibagrus wyckioides, 1529 nucleotides. RefSeq lists its product as uncharacterized. Lineage: Eukaryota; Metazoa; Chordata; Actinopteri; Siluriformes; Bagridae. The coding region runs from base 589 to 1527 and encodes 312 amino acids. The record is from RefSeq and is a predicted model, not a curated record. Gene Ontology annotation, molecular function: dioxygenase activity. The transcript has 8 exons.